ACCGCCCUCCUCACUGUUUACAUCAAGGAGCACCGAACAUCUAGCUAUACAUAUACUGUAGACGAAGAAGAAAUAGAAGAAGACGAUGAAGAAGUCAUCGAAGAAGAAGACGACGACGGCGAAGAAGUCAUCGAAGAAGAAGUGGACAAUAAUAGUUACUGUCACGUCAAAGUGCUGCUGUCCAUCCAACCCUAUGGGGAAAAAAAGCCGCUCGAAGACUCAGAAGUCAGGGGGGCCAGGAAUGAGUGCAACGGCUUCCUCCAAAGAGAUGGCGAACCUAAUCGCUGAACUGCUGCAAAAGUGCAGCAUUGAAGCCCCGUCAGCGAGUGAAGAGUGGCAGGAAUACGUCGAAAUACGAAGCUUGGUGGAGAAGAUCCGAAAGAAACAGAAGGGUAUGUCGGUAGUAUUUGAGGGUUGCAGACACAGCCAUUUCCAGGAUUUGGUAUCCUGGGCAAAAACGAGUGGGGCUUCCUGUGAUGGUUUCCGAAUUGCCAACUUUGGAAAAGAGGGCUACGGUCUUCAAGCUACAAGAGACAUAAAGGCAGAAGAAUUGUUCUUGUGCAUUCCAAGGAAGAUGCUGAUGACCACAGAAUCGGCACAGAAAUCCAUCCUGGGACCUCUGCUUCGCCAAGACCGGAUUCUUAAAGCAAUGGGCAAUGUGUCUCUUGCCCUUCACCUGCUUUGUGAGAGGGCCAAUCCUACAUCCAUGUGGGUUCCAUAUAUCCGCAGUCUUCCUCAUGAAUAUACCACUCCACUGUAUUACGAGCUGGAAGAGGUGCAGCUGCUUCUGGGCACACAAGCUGUUCAGGAUGUUUUUAACCAGUUUAAAAACACAGCACGCCAGUAUGCCUAUUUCUACAAACUUUUGCAGAGUCAUCCUACCGCUGGUGUUCUACCCCUAAAAGAGUGCUUCACAUUUGAUGACUAUAGGUGGGCUGUGUCUUCAGUCAUGACCCGGCAGAACCAGAUUCCUACUGAGGACGGUAGUCAAGUCACUCAGGCCCUCAUACCUCUUUGGGACAUGUGCAACCACACAAAUGGAAUGAUCACGACUGGCUACAACUUGGAGGAUGACCGCUGUGAAUGUGUGGCACUGAGAAAUUACAAGGAGAAUGAACAGAUUUACAUUUUCUAUGGCACAAGAUCCAAUGCUGACUUUUUCGUCCAUAAUGGAUUCUUCUUCCAAGACAACCUCCAUGAUCGAGUGAAGAUCAAGCUGGGCAUCAGUAAAAGUGAGAGACUUUACGCCAUGAAAGCAGAGGUUCUGGCCCGUGCUGGUAUCCCAGUCUCAGCAGUCAUCACCCCCAGAACCUCUCCUCCCCCUGCUACAGUGGAAUGGAGGGAGGAGGGGCCAAACAGCAGAGUGGAGAGAGGAGGGGCCAUUCUCAAACUGAAAACAAGCAACACUGUUUUACGAAAUUUUCAAGGUUCGCAAUCGAGGACUUUAGAAGCCCAUUCAUCCUUUCAAUCAAUCCGGCAGCUUGCGGGUGAUAAGGAACAUGGUAAAUCCAGGUCGUGUGUCUUUGCUCUGCACUUGAAUGAAUUUCCAGUUUCAGCACAGCUCCUAGCUUUUUUGAGAGUCUUCUGCAUGACAGAGGAAGAACUGAAAGACUCCCUUGUGGAAGACUCCAUCAAUAAGAUCUUAAACCUGAGUAAACGUGAGUUCCCAGUUAGCUGGGAGAAUGAAAUCAAAUUGUGGACUUUCCUGGAGACCAGAGUUGCCCUGCUGCUCAAGAACUACAGGACUACUUCUGAGGAGGACCGUGCCAUGCUACAGCAACCAGAUCUAUCGCCUCAUGCCCGUGCGGCAAUCAACCUGCGUCUAGCUGAAAAGCAGAUCCUGCUCAAAUGUUUGGCCAGCGGACAAGCGCAGCAUGCACAUUUUGAAAAAAACAUAGCAGAGAGCUUACCUUUGCCUUGUUGUGGCUUUGCUUCCCGUAAGGAUACGAAUUGCAAUGGUUCUGAUCAUGCUUGAGCUGGAGAAGUACUGUAUCUCUGAAUAGAGACAACGGAAAUGAAGGCUAAUUGAUACUCAGUGCAAGAAAAGACGUGUAGUUUAGCAAUAACGAUGAUGCGACCCGGAAUGAUAAAGAACCUACGAAUAUCUCAUUCAAACAUGAAAAAUUGUAAAGCCAACAUUUGGUGAAUAAACACUGCUAAGACUGCUACAGUCUGUAGUAUUUAUUAUGAUACAAAUGAAGUUUCUUUUUAUAUUCUGACAUCUUGGAAUAAAAUUAAAGCAUAAACCACCCAACGCACGAUGGAAGAAUUGUGAAGCUACUGCCAAACAAGGGGUUCAAUGUUAAAAUGUAACCUUAUAUGCCAAGAUUAUUUUUUUGAUGUAUUUUUUUUUUUUUGUUAGAAUUUCGCUGUAAACAGUGGGGUAUUGCAUAAACCCAGGAUAAGGGAUUACGUCCGUAAAUAUCGGUCAUUCCGGACGAUCUAAACGUACAGUG
Molecule: messenger RNA, 2456 nt
Organism: Corythoichthys intestinalis (scribbled pipefish)
Lineage: Eukaryota; Metazoa; Chordata; Actinopteri; Syngnathiformes; Syngnathidae
Gene: setd3
Product: SET domain containing 3, actin histidine methyltransferase
Exons: 15
Coding region: 86-1975 (629 amino acids)
Biological process (GO): peptidyl-lysine trimethylation; peptidyl-lysine monomethylation; actin modification
Molecular function (GO): protein binding; protein-L-histidine N-tele-methyltransferase activity; protein-lysine N-methyltransferase activity
Source: RefSeq, a predicted model, not a curated record